Molecule: messenger RNA, 4337 nt
Organism: Elaeis guineensis (African oil palm)
Lineage: Eukaryota; Viridiplantae; Streptophyta; Magnoliopsida; Arecales; Arecaceae
Product: C2 and GRAM domain-containing protein At1g03370
Source: RefSeq, a predicted model, not a curated record
AGGGAGGCCUUCCUCCUCCUCUACUGGCCUUCCCCACCUCCUCCCAAGUCUUAAAUUUCUUACCACCUCGUUUGGGAAAAGAGGUUUUUUCUUUUUUUUUUUAAAUAGCCAAAACCUGGAACCAAAAUCCGACGUUUUUUUUUUUUGUCGUCAUCAUCCCCUCGCUUCCCGUUGUAGUCUCAUGAAAACAAAUCCGUUCUCCUGUGAUCAUUUCCAGCAUCGAUUUCUUUGUUUUCCGAUCAAAUUCGUGGAGCGGCGGUUGGAUUUCCUGUGGUUGAUAAGUUCGACAUCGUUUUUUCCCUGUUUCGCUUUUGUCUCGUUGCUUUCGUCGGUGUCGCUCUUCCUGUAGCUCUCCACUGGAUUUUAGUCGAUUUGGGGUUUUUGUUGGAUCGUUUCGGAUUGGAUGGGCAUAAGGAAUUAGGGGUUUAGCAGCUGAAAGUGAGUUUUUUUUUUUUUAAAUUUGUUUCGGUAAUUUACUUUGCGGCGAAUGUAAUCUGUUGUCAUCUGUUUUUCUUUCUAUUCGAAAACAAAAACCCUGCCAUUAUUGUUCUUCCUCAUUUAUGAUUUUGCCGUUAUUCCUUGGCUCCAAUUGUUUGAUAAUUCUUCACAAUGAAGCUCCUGGUGCAUGUUAUUGAAGCCCGUAACCUCCAGGCGAUGGGUCUCAAUGGCCUCAGCGAUCCCUUUGUCAAAUUACAACUCGGAAAACAACGGGCGAAGACUAUGGUGGUCAAGAAGAACUCGAACCCUGUAUGGAAUGAGGAGUUCAGCUUCCUCGUCGGCGACCCCAGCGAGGAACUCAUGGUCUAUGUAUUGGAUGAAGACAAGAUCUUUAGUGAUGAUUUCCUGGGACAGGUCAAGGUGCCAUUGUUGAAGAUCUUGGAUGCAGAUGAUCUUUCACUUGGGACACAAUGGUAUCAGCUGCAGCCCAAGAACAAGAAGUCUAAGAGCAAGGACUAUGGAGAUAUCCGUCUCACUAUAACUUUGUCUCAGAGAAACAUUGAUGAAAUACCCAUAGUCACACAAUCUUUUUCUGUUGAUCAUUCAUCUAACUCCGAUAAAUCAACUGAAUUAACAAAAGGACCACCCUCACUAUCUUCUUAUGGAAAUUUGGAAAGAUCUGCUGUACCAGUGAUUGAUGAAACGGAAUCUGUCAAGGGAGACAAGUUGAAUCCAAUGACAUUUGUCAAUCGUCUGUUUCAUAUUUUUGCUGGGAAAAAUGUAGAGGCUGCAUUGCCUUCUAGCGGGAAUCUUGACUGCCUAGAAGACCUACAAGAAUCAUCUGCAAGCCCUGAGAUAUCUGAAAGACAAACUAAUGAUACAUGCUCUAACAUCAGCUUUGAUGAACUACUGAAAACAAUGGAAGCAAAGGAUCAAGGAGGUGAAAUGCCUGGAAGUCUACAAGGAGGAGUACUUCUUGACCAAUCUUAUGUUGUUGCACCCGGCGAUCUGAACUUCCUUAUCUUUUCACCGAGUUCAAAUUUCUUGCAAUCACUUGCUGAGCUUCAAGGAACUACUAAUCUGCAAACUGAAUCUUGGAGACUUGAAAAUGGUGGUGAGAGCUUGAAAAGAGUGAUUACCUACACAAAAGCUGCAACUAAACUAGUAAAGGCUGUGAAAGCCACAGAGGAGCAGACUUAUCUGAAGGCUGAUGGAAAAAAUUAUGCAGUUUUAGCUAGCGUGGGCACUCCUGAUGUUCCUUUUGGUAAUUGUUUCCGGACAGAGGUUCUUUUCUGCAUAAUGCCUGGGCCUGAUUUGCCAUCUGAAGACCAAUCUUCACGUCUACUAAUUUCCUGGCGCAUGAAUUUCCUCCAGAGUACUAUGAUGAAAGGUAUGAUUGAAAAUGGAGCAAAGCAAGGCUUAAAGGACAGCUUUGCCCAGUUUGCUGAUUUGCUUUCGCAGAAUAUAAACCCACUUGAUCAAAAAGACACUGGGUCCAACAAAGACCAGAUCUUAGCUUCUUUGCAAAAUGAGCAAGAGUCAGGCUGGAAGCUGGCAUUUAGAUUCUUUGGAAAUUUUACUGCUAUAUCAUCUGUAUGUGUGGCCUUCUAUGUUCUUAUACACAUCUUGCUUGCAAAGCCUAGUAUAGUUCAGGGGCUUGAGUUUCCUGGCCUAGAUCUGCCAGACUCAAUUGGGGAACUUGUGGUUUGUGGUGUUUUGGUUCUUCAAGGACAGCGUGUUCUUGAUAUGAUAGGACGUUUCUUGCAGGCCCGGAAGCAGAGAGGCAGUGAUCAUGGAGUCAAAGCACAAGGAGAUGGGUGGUUGCUAACUAUUGCAUUAAUUGAGGGAAAUAAUUUAGCAGCAGUGGAUUCAACUGGUUAUUCUGAUCCCUAUGUGGUUUUCACAUGCAAUGGUAAAACUAAAACAAGCUCAAUAAAAUUCCAAACUCUGGAGCCUCAAUGGAAUGAAAUCUUUGAAUUUGAUGCCAUGGAUGAUCCUCCAUCAAUGAUGGAUGUGGAUGUGUAUGAUUUUGAUGGGCCUUUUGAUGAAGCUACAUCUCUUGGUCAUGCUGAAGUCAACUUUGUGAAAUCUAAUUUGUCAGAAUUAGCGGAUGUAUGGAUUCCUCUUCAAGGGAAGUUAGCUCAGGCAUGCCAGUCUAAGCUGCACUUGAGGGUUUUUCUAAACAAUACACGGGGCACUGAUAUUGUGACAGAGUAUCUAACAAAAAUGGAGAAAGAAGUUGGAAAGAAGAUAAAUUUGAGGUCCCCUCAGACGAAUUGUGCAUUCCAGAAGCUUUUUGGUCUCCCACCAGAAGAAUUUCUCAUCAAUGAUUUUAGCUGUCACUUGAAGCGCAAGAUGCCCAUGCAGGGCCGCCUCUUUCUAUCUCCAAGAAUAAUUGGGUUUUAUGCAAACUUAUUUGGACACAAAACAAAAUUUUUCUUUCUUUGGGAAGAUAUUGAGGACAUCCAGGUGAUUCCUCCAACUUUGGCAUCAAUGGCUAGCCCAUCUCUUUUGAUUAUUCUCCGCAAGGGAAAAGGUAUGGAUGCAAAGCAUGGUGCGAAGACUGUUGAUCAGGAUGGGAGACUUAAGUUUCAUUUUCAAUCAUUUGUAUCAUUCAAUGUAGCCAACAGGACAAUCAUGGCACUAUGGAAGGCUAGGUCCUUGAGCCCUGAACAAAAAGUGCAGAUAGUUGAAGAAGAAUCUGAAGCAACCCUCCAUGGUGAGGAGAGUGGAUCUUUCUUAGGCACAGAGUAUGCCAACAUGUCAGAAGUCUUCUCAUCUACCAUUCCUAUUGAUAUGAACUUAUUGAUGAAGGUAUUUGGAGGAACUUCAUUGGAGCAAAGGGUAAUGGAGAAAGUUGGUUGUGUCAACUAUUCUAUAACAGCAUGGGAACCAGUUAAGCCUGACGUUUACCAAAGGCAAGUUUAUUACAAAUUUGACAAGAGUUUAUCUCGUUAUGGAGGUGAAGUAACUAGCACGCAGCAAAAGUCUCCCUUACCUGAUAGAAAUGGAUGGAUUAUCGAAGAAGUGAUGACACUCCAAGGGGUUCUACUUGGUGACUACUUUAACCUUCACUUGAGGUACCAGAUGGAGGAUCUUACCCCUAGACUGAAGGCUUGCAAUGUUCAGGUGUCCUUGGGGAUUGCUUGGUUGAAGAGCACUGAGCAUCAAAAGAGAAUAACAAAGAAUGUGAUAUCCAAUUCAUCAGCUCGACUCAAGGAGAUGUUCAGUCAAGUUGAAAAGGAAUCCAUGGUGGGAAAGCAGAAUGAUUCUUUCCACUGAUACAUGCAGAUAAGAAGACUAAUACCAAAUAAAAAAGAUACUGUGAAUAUCAGCAUGGAUUCUUAGCAUCAAAUCACAAAUGAUUCACAUUCAGAAGUGUGAUUCCUUCAGUUGGAAAGAAGCAACUUCAAAGGUUUGGCUGCGUGCCUGAGAAUUGGUUCUGAGCUCUAGUUUUUGAUUCUUGGUCCUUCAGGCAUCAGAUAAAAGACUACCAAGAGUUUUUGUUAUGGAUUCUUCUGGAAUAUCUUAUGAUGGAUCCUAAGCGGCUUUCUCCAUUCUCCUGUCAAUUAGGGAGCUUUGGUAAGAGAGGGGCGUGUCGGAAGCAUAGAUGGCCAUGCUGGUGAAGUAUGAUGAAAUGCAAACUCUUUGGCUCACCAAUGUAAUGGACAUCGAGGUCUGAAGUGGUAAUGACUUGAGGAAUGUUGGUUUCAUCCUGCUUGUACACCUAUAGUCCAAUCACAAGGUAAACACAUAACAAAUGAUCCUUUUCUGCUAGGGCUGAAACCAAAUCCGAUGCCAGUAUAUCCAUAUCAAUAUUUGUUUUAUCUGAAAAUAUAAAUAUGGAGUUGUCUAUUGUCAUAUUUGGUUCGUAAAUGGAGUUGGAAUCAGGAUUGGAA